Lottia gigantea (owl limpet) is the source of this 838-nucleotide messenger RNA. RefSeq lists its product as hypothetical. NCBI's taxonomy places the organism in Eukaryota, Metazoa, Mollusca, Gastropoda, Lottiidae. Gene Ontology annotation, biological process: peptidyl-serine phosphorylation. The coding region runs from base 128 to 838 and encodes 236 amino acids. The transcript is spliced from 6 exons. The record is from RefSeq and is a predicted model, not a curated record. Gene Ontology annotation, cellular component: cytoplasm. Gene Ontology annotation, molecular function: ATP binding; protein serine/threonine kinase activity.
AGGAAUCAUUCGACUUUCGGAAAUAAUUUACAGCAGGAAAAGUUUGUGAAUGUGAUGUAGAUGCAUACUCUAUUGUCAAAAGUGAGGAUUAUCAUCUGUAAGCAAUAAUUUAGAUACGUUAUACGAAAUGAGUUCUUAUGUAACCCUACAGACUGUCUCUGUGAUAUACAAUUUACUUAUCGGAAAUGGAGCCUCUUCCAUGGUGUUUAAAGCUUUUGAUAAGAGAACGGGGGAGCAGAGAGCUGCUAAAGUUAUAAAAGAUAGAUCUAAAUAUAACCUACUAGAUUUAAACCGUGAAGUUACAACAUUAAAGCAUCUAAAUCAUUCAAAUAUUGUUAAAUUAUAUGGUAAAGAAACCGAGAUUGGUACCGGACGUGACGUAUUGAUUCUCGAAUACUGUCAGUCUAGUCUUUAUUCUUUUCUACAAGAACCAGAAAAUUUACACGGCCUCAGAGAUCAGGAAUUUUUGACUUUAUUCAUCGAUAUUGCUUCCGGUUUUCAAUAUCUCCAUAGUAACGGUAUAAUUCACAGGGACUUGAAGCCCGGGAAUAUUCUCAGAAAAAUUAAACCCGAUUUGAGCCCAAUUUACGUCAUCAGUGAUUUUGGAACUAGUAGAAGAUUAGAAAAUCCGGAAGAAGAAUAUUUUUCUUUGGUUGGGACUGAGGAGUUUCUGCAUCCAGCAGUAUAUCAAAAAGCAUUUAUAGACAGACAACAAGUCACACCGUUUAACAGUGGUACAGAUUUGUGGAGUUUUGGUUGUACUUUAUUCCAAGCUAUCAGUUCCAGGAUGCCGUUUAUACCAUUUGAUGGUGCCAGGAACGACAGAAAAAUUAUGUAA